ACUUACAUUUCAACCUUUAUCUGAAAUGAAUGACUAGACGACGUUUACAGUUAGUUGAUCAAGAUUGGCACCCCUUCAAAGAGCUUCGGAACGCAGGAAAUUGACGUCAGGCGUUCCGACACUUGGGGGAAGUUUCUAACGAGGAAAAAGGGGGCGUGUGUUCGCUCCGAAACAUCUCGGCAAAGUCGUGCGCUUUAAUAACACAGAGUCGAGGGCACGAGGUCUGCAACGCUCAGCCAGUCAUACGCCUUCGCGUGCCGAAGACGUCCUAACAACGUUUAUAUUCUCCCCCAUGAUUCUCCAGGACUACGAUGACGUCAUGGUUGGCUUCUCACUUUUUUUUCUCUCUCAAGAAAAAGCCUUCUCGCUGGCCGGACGUUAAUUGACCUUGGCUGUAUCCUUUUAUCGUUUUACCGAAGCCGCUUUUUCGUGGUGGCUCGUGCGUCUCCGAGACACGAUUGCACACCUGUAGCCGCAGCCGUGAGCUGCGUCCUCCUCACUCACGCUACCAGCGGUUGGGCCGAGAGGAAAGUGACGCUUUUUUGUCCCCUCGAUAUCUGGCCUGUUUGUGAUAGCUUUCCGUAUGUUUUCUUUCCGGCCUGCCAGUCGCAUCAAGUCGUGUCGAUUCGUGUCGUCGUAGCCACUUGUGCAUACGCACAGUGUCGACGACUAUGGUGUCACCGACCACAGCGAUAUCUCGUCUCAUCCCGAGUCUUCUGUUGGGAACCGUGAGAACGGCACUGGAUUUGCCGUCCGAGCUUGCAAAUUUCUACACUGGGGGGGAUCCGGACCAAUGCACCGGAAUCGAACAACUGAUUCGAAGCAAGGGCUAUCCUUUCGAGCGCCACAGUGCCAUCACGAGUGACGGGUACAUCAUCGAGAUGCAUCGGAUACCGCACGGCAAAGAACCCUGCAAGGCCCCGUGCCACAGACAACCUAUCCUCCUCAUGAGCGGUCUACUCGGUGACUCGUCCAACUUCGUGCUGGACUUCCCGAAACAGUCAAUCGGCUACGUUCUGGCCGACAACAAAUACGACGUAUGGAUGGGAAACGUACGUGGUAAUACGUACGGAAAACGUCACAAGAAGUACAACAAACGUUCACGGAGAUUCUGGAAUUUUUCGUUCCACGAACAUUCAAAAUACGACCUGCCGGCCCAAAUCGACUACGUCCUCAAGAAGACCGGCAGGAAAGAUCUCCUGUACUUGGGAAUCUCACAGGGCACACUCCUGUUUUUCACCAUGAUGUCCGAGAGGCCGACCUACAACGACAAAGUGAAGGUGUUCGCUGGCCUGGCUCCAUUCAACAAGCUAUCUCACAUGGACUCCGAUGCCCUCGCCAUAGCGAUGCCUUUCGCCGAUCAUGUAUUGCGUAUGGCGUACACCUUCGGAACGUACGAAAUCAUGCCCCAGGGGUUCCCCUUGCUGCCCCUGGCGCGAAGCUUGUGUGCCUUGCCAACAAGAGGCAUUUGUUCCUUACUCGGAGACGAGUUCGGCAACCUCGGCAGCAAGUACAUGAACAUGUCUCGCAUUCCGGUGUACCUCUGCCACGUUCCUGCCGGGAGUUCACUGAAGAAUAUCGUUCACUAUUCUCAGCUUGUCAAGUCAAAGAAGGCUACCAAGUUUGACUACGGCCCGGUGGAUAACAAGAUUUAUUACGGUCAGGAGGACCCUCCAGAAUACAAGAUAGGCAACGUGAAGACCGACGUGGGCAUUUUCUGGAGUCGUGGCGAUCGGAUUGUGUCGAUGGCUAACGUACGGGAGCUCAUCAAGGACCUCGGACCGCGGGUCAAGAAGAACCACUUCAUCGACGACCCCUACUACACACACGUGCACUUCGCCAUGGCGCUGAACAACCCAACGUUGUUGUACAAGGACCUGCUGGAGUUUCUGGAUAAAUACGCGACGUCCUCCUAGCACCGCGAGUCGUUUUCGCUUACAAUGGCGUACACGCUCUAUACGCCGCAGUGCAGCACGCACAUGAAAUGAACAGAAGCGUGUCGUCGAUGUCCCGCCGGGUGUUGAGCAUUAGAAAUUCAGAGGCAGGGCUCCCGGAUAGCUCCAAUGUUAGUUUGGCGCGCACGGGGUUUUCUUCCCGUGCAAGCAUAGUGGAUAAGUCAAUGGGAGUUAAAUUAAAGCAUUAUGUACAGUCCCUGUCCGGGCUGUCGAUAUAGAGUGCGGAAACCGUGCGCGUCUGACACCCCUAGCGCCACCUACUGCAAACAGCUACAACUACACAGUUGGUUUUGGCCGUGCGCCGCUAGGCCUACAGGGUUUCGCCACUCGCGGCCUUAUCCAUGUGUUUGCGCAGCUUCCCCUUCCUGAAGAUUCUACGCGAUCAUAGAGGGAGUCGGGAUAGGCGCCAGUUGAUAUGAACGGUUCUUUACCAUCCCGCAUCAUGGCGCGACCACGCAACCGCUCAUCACGCGAUAAAGAACUGCGUGCUGCCUGUCACCGUGCAGAAUCGCGGAAAAUGGGAAGCUGUGCAAGGCUAGAGUUAGUAUGAACCGCGCAAAGGGCAUUGCCAUGACCGUUUGUGACGAAGCACCGUACACCUGGUAGUGCAUUCUCAGAAGCGACGCGGUGUCCGAGAUCGCAAUGCCGGUGCGAUUUCGGGGGCCUACAAAGCGACUAUGUUGUUCCAGCUUGCUCCAGUAGGUGGCGCAAAUGUUCUUGGUAGGGCGAUUUACUAGGGCGAGAAGGUUUAGAAGAAUCAGAAGAAAGAAGUCAGAAAAGAAAAUCUGUACGAUAACACAAAGGACAGUGACUUGAUAUUUGAGGCUCGAGCUGGGUGCCUAAGGACAAAAAUAUAUCGGAGAAAGUAUCCGCAACCAGAUGAGGCAUGUGUAUACUGCAGCCAAAAUACGCAGACCACUCAGCAAAUCCUAAUGGAAUGCGAAGUGAGACCCGUAGUGAGACCCGUAGGUAGCGUACACCUUCGAGAAGCGCUUGGAUUUGAAGUGAAAUGAGUGGAAGCAUCAACCGGUCAGCGGUGGCGAUAAGCAAGAAACGUUUAGAGUAUUGGUGUACAAAAAGCAGGGAAGAGAUUUAUACGGCCGGAUUCGUUACAGAUAAAGGUAGCGCUACAAGGCAGUUAGAGAACUUUUGAGGAAGAGAAAAAUGAUUAAGGACAUGCAUACAAAAAUGCUAGAAUGAAAAGCAUCUAUAGCAUACAUGAUUAACUCAAGCAGGCUAGGUGACUAUUCGUCACCGCUCCGAUUCAAAGGAGAUGCCAAUAAAUCGCCACCACCACCACCACCACCACCACCACGACGACCACCAUCUUCAUCAUCGUCGUGCAAUGAAACCGUGCUCUAGGCAGUCUUGACGGGAGUCGCACAGUGGAGAGCGCACUAUCAUCACGGCGCUCCGGGGAAUGCGCCCUUCGCCAUCGGCUGGGCCUGUCCGUGAGCUGCUCUGCCCAGCAGCGUCAGUUGGUGGCUUGGGCCCGACAGAGCAGUGACGAAGCCGACA
Molecule: messenger RNA, 3473 nt
Organism: Dermacentor silvarum
Lineage: Eukaryota; Metazoa; Arthropoda; Arachnida; Ixodida; Ixodidae
Product: gastric triacylglycerol lipase-like
Exons: 9
Coding region: 672-1916 (414 amino acids)
Biological process (GO): lipid metabolic process
Molecular function (GO): hydrolase activity, acting on ester bonds
Source: RefSeq, a predicted model, not a curated record